Gongylonema pulchrum is the source of this 279-nucleotide messenger RNA. The record is from the annotation of a GenBank genome assembly. NCBI's taxonomy places the organism in Eukaryota, Metazoa, Nematoda, Chromadorea, Rhabditida, Gongylonematidae.
AUAUUUGGUCCAGCUGAGCUUCGUAGCAAUUUGAAACCAGUUCUGGAUAAAUUAUUGAGUAUGAGAGCAUCGAUGCCAUUCAAGAGCCGAUUGCGUUCAAAAAAUCCCGAAAAACAGCUCAGCCAAGUGUUUGUGGAACAGAUCAAUCCGGUGAUGAAAAAAUUGGGCUACUGCUGUGGUCAGAAACUUUCGUUUACUCCACCAUCACUGUACUGUGAUGGAAACUCGCUGUGUACGAUUGCAAGAGACCAAUAUUAUCACGUUUAUGAAGCUACGUAA